Sceloporus undulatus (fence lizard) is the source of this 2272-nucleotide messenger RNA. It is a transcript of the gene ZDHHC24, whose product is annotated as zinc finger DHHC-type containing 24. Gene Ontology annotation, molecular function: protein-cysteine S-palmitoyltransferase activity. The coding region runs from base 65 to 922 and encodes 285 amino acids. The transcript is spliced from 4 exons. NCBI's taxonomy places the organism in Eukaryota, Metazoa, Chordata, Lepidosauria, Squamata, Phrynosomatidae. The record is from RefSeq and is a predicted model, not a curated record. Gene Ontology annotation, cellular component: endoplasmic reticulum; Golgi apparatus. Gene Ontology annotation, biological process: protein targeting to membrane; peptidyl-L-cysteine S-palmitoylation.
GACCGAAGGAGGAAGAGAGUGUGAGGGAAGGAGGGAGAGCGUCGCCCUGUGCGCAUGCGCGGCCAUGGCCGGCCAAGGCUGGGGGAGGCGAGCGCUGCCGGUGUUCGCGGGGGCGGCGCUGGGGGGCGCGCUCGUCUUGGAGGUGCUCGCCGUCCUAUUGCUGCGGGAAGAAAGCGAAGGCAAAGGCGGCGGACGACCUCUGCACUUCCCUUUCUGGCCGCUGGUGUCGCUGUUGUACCUGCUCGCGAACGCGCUCGAGAACGCGCGCCGCUUUAUCAUCGCCUCUCCCAGCACGCGCGGAGUCAUGCUCGCAGGCGCAGGCCAAGGAUGGGACUACUGCUACUCCUGCCAGUCGCAUGUCCCUCCCCGCUGCGGCCACUGCUUCUCCUGCAACGUCUGCGUCCUGCGGCGUGACCACCAUUGCGCCUUGCUGGGCCAGUGUCUGGGCUACCAGAACUACCGCUACUUCCUCUGCCUGCUCUUCCACGGCUCUCUCCUGCUGCUCUAUGGCUCCCUCCUCAAUGCCGACGUCGUCCGGUCCCUGCUCCAGGAGGACACUCCUACAAGGACCAUCCUACUCCUCGUUCUGCCAUGGCUUAUGCUACUCAUGGGGCAAGUGAACGUCGCAGCCUUCAUCUAUGCCUUUGUGACCGAUGUCUGCAUCGUGGGCUGCCUCUUCUGCGUUGGCUUCUUGCUCUUUCACAGCCUGCUGGCGUUUCGUGGGCAGACCACCAAGGAAUGGUUCGAAGGCAAUCGCCAGUAUGACCUGGGCUGGCGGGGCAACCUUCGAGAAGUCCUGGGGGACCAGUGGCAUCUCGUGUGGUUCGCGCCUUUCGUCGCUUCUCCAUUGCCAGGGGAUGGGAUCACUUUCCAAACCAAACCUCCCAAACCAGAGCCCCUCCACAAAGCCCGCGACCUCUGAAGGAUCUUGGUCCACGUUGUUCAAGAGGGGGAGAAUUCCUUUCUAUGGGAGAAGGACAGAAACCUCUACUUGAAAACUUAAGACCUGAAAGAUGAACUCUUCCGUCAUCCAAGUUAUGCGCUUUCGGGGAGAUGGUGCUGUGGUUACAUCUACUUCUAUCUAACACGGAUGCUUUCCCCAAAGCAAGAAUGGUCUUUGAGGGCCUGAAAUGGUUUGGCUCAGUGGUCCAAAAGGACGGAAGCAGAAUGGUAUUCAUUCAUUCUGAUGGUUGAUGCCGGGAUCAAGUGUCUUUGCUCUCUUUCGGAUUUGCGUAGUGCUUUUACACCUGCUCACUUAGUCUUUGUAACAUCCUUAGGAUGGAAGCAACCUGGAAAACCAAGAACAAGAACCGGGAAUCACUGCCCGAAUCCCACGCCAAGCCUAGCGGAUGUGGCAGCUAUGUCUUCCCCUCCUUUUUCCUUCUCCUUUGUGAAGUUGGCCUUUUGUAUGUAUAGUUUAACAGAUAUUGGAACGGUGCCUUGUGCGAUUCGGGAGGAAUUUGGUAAUACUUACCCAUUCCAUAACACCAGGGAAUGCUUGCAACAUUCCUUCUUGUAUUAUUAUUACUUGUUGAAUCCUUUAAAAAACACUGAUGGUUUUCUCUCCGCUCGCCCCACAUUUUGGAAGGAACGAAGGAAGGGUUAUGCCACUGAAAGCCCACAAAAUGGGACAGAUGGAUGGGGGAAAGGGGUUAGAGAGGCCAGACCCUGAUAUGGUGCCUUGCUGACUUUCCUCUACUUCCCAUAAUAUAGUAUUUAUGAAGCUGCUUUACACAGAGUCAGGUCACUGGUCCAUUACUCCUGAGAAGGAGUAACUUAUCCUAACCCUUCCACAUACUGUAAUGUUGCUAGGAACUGAAAUGGAGACUUGAGGCAUCCAAAAUGUGAGCUCUGCCACAGAGGUACUACUCCCAGUACCUUGACAUGUCAGAGCAUCCUUUCCAUGAGACUUCUAUGUAUUUCAGUUACAUAGCACAGGGCAGAAAAUGGAGACCUUAGGAUUGAAUGUUCUCAGCCCACAUUAUGUGACGGAUCUUAAUUUCCAGGCCCAACGAAUAGUAAGCCAUCUGCCGUCAUGAACAAAUUCAUUUAGGUGAGCAAAUGCUAUGCUCUUGACAUCUUGAGAUGACUACCUUUCUUUAAUCUCUGAAUAAUACUAAUGUUGGAGGAAUUGGUUUAAAUCUCUUCAUAGUUGUGAGUUCUUUGGGUGGUUUAGGGGCGAGCGGCUAUUCUUUUCGGUUUUGGCUUCUCAUUUAACGCCUUGAAUGUCGAAACACCCGUUGCACAUUAAAGUACUGUUUAAAGCGAUAAA